Cloeon dipterum is the source of this 2009-nucleotide messenger RNA. It is a transcript of the gene RhoGDI, whose product is annotated as rho GDP-dissociation inhibitor. The record is from RefSeq and is a predicted model, not a curated record. The coding region runs from base 160 to 771 and encodes 203 amino acids. The transcript is spliced from 5 exons. Gene Ontology annotation, molecular function: Rho GDP-dissociation inhibitor activity; protein binding. Gene Ontology annotation, cellular component: membrane; cytoplasm; cytosol. NCBI's taxonomy places the organism in Eukaryota, Metazoa, Arthropoda, Insecta, Ephemeroptera, Baetidae. Gene Ontology annotation, biological process: Rho protein signal transduction.
GUAUUUAAUCACAUUGGCAGCACUGCAUUCGUUAUCUAUAGGAGGCGGCGGGCGUGUUCUGUCCCGUUUGUGUAUCCAGCAGGAUAUUGCGGUUAUCACGCACUCCAGUGUCAUAAUUCGCCCUUUCCGCGGCUUCCCGAGUGAUUAGCAGAUCGAAGCAUGUCUGCAGAGGAGCCAGAACACGUUGGCCCUGAAGGCGCCGAAGUGGAGGAUGUGGAGAGCAGGUAUGUGCCCCCUCCUGAGAAAACGUUGGAAGAAAUCCUGGCCGCUGACCAGGAGGAUGAGAGUCUCCGAAAGUACAAAGAGGCUUUGCUCGGCGCCUCCACGGCCGGUGCUGUUGUAGUUGAGCCAAACGACCCAAGAAGAGUCCUUGUAAAGCAACUAGCUCUUGUGGUUGCUGACAGAGACGACGUCGUGCUGAACCUCACCGGUGACAUUUCCCAGCUCAAGAAAAAGACCUUCGUGAUUAAGGAGGGAGUUUCGUACAGGAUCCGUAUCGACUUUAUUGUUCAGAGGGAAAUCGUGCACGGACUGAAGUACGUGCAGAAAACAAGUCGUCUUGGAGUCCCAGUUGACCGAAUGACGCACAUGGUGGGCAGUUACCCGCCCAAAGAGGAGAUGCAGUCUUACACGACGCCUGCCGAAGACGCACCUUCAGGUAUGAUGGCGCGCGGAAGCUACUCGGUGCACUCGCUCUUCACUGAUGACGAUAAAAACGAGCAUCUCAAGUGGGAGUGGAGCUUUGAAAUCAAGAAAGAUUGGAAGGACUAAAGUCCUUCUCAGCACCCCACUCUCCUUCUCCAGAGGCCAACCAGCUCUUCCUACUAUUUCUUCUUCUUAACCUAUGUUCACUAACAAUAGCUGGAUGUGGACCUUUGGCAGGUUCCGCCAUCAGAGGCAGGGUGCCUUUUAUUGACAUGUCUCAUUGGAAACAUUAAGUAUUUAUGCAUAAUUUUAAUUAUUUUUUUCCAAACAGGAUAACCCUGCCGAUUGUUUUUAAUUUCUAACGCUUAAGAGACAAAAUGCCAUGCAUCAUGUUUUUUUUCUACUGAUCAUAAAUUGGUUUAACUAAUUUUUCGACGUGAAGGUUGUAUUUUUUCUCACUGCCCACUCAACUUGCUCUUGUUGUAAAUUAGUUUUGCGCUGAGAGGUAGAUCUCAUUCGAACCGAGUGGCAUUUUCCCCUUGAACCAGUCAAGUAAGUGUAAUUCCUUGGAAAAGUGGAUCAAAUUAAAUAAAGUGAUAGAGAGCAAGGCGUGGGGCUCACAGUGGAGAGAGAAUUGAAAAAUAAUCCUUGUCUGUGUGCAGAACCAGUGCCUUUUACACACAGGUCAAAGUUCCAAGUCUCCUUUUUGUCCUGUUGCUGCAACCAAGACCCCCAAUUACAGUAUCAGCUGAGUAUUUUUGUAACUUUUUCUGUUAGCUCAAUGAAGCAAUCGCCUUUUUGUCCUCAAUUGGUGAGAACUUUUUAACACGGGAGACUGCACCGUCAGCCUUCUUUCAUUGGUAUAAACAAGCCUUGUUGGGUGCAACCACACAAAACACAGAUUUGCCUUCUCAGCAAUAAAUUCUAAAGCCAAGGACACGAUAUGGUCAUAUUUUCUUUAUCUUGAUGAUUUUGCUCAAAAGGGCCAGGCAAUUUGCAGAUUCGACUGUCGUAAUGUACACUCAAAUGAAUAAAGACAAAAAAACAGCAUGCUUUUGAUUGUAUUUUUGCCGAUGGGGAAAAAGGUGAUUCAAUCUAAGUGUUUUCUACCAUAACUAUUGAUUUAUAUUCUAGUUUUUUAACACGUGCAUAUUACAAAAAUAGAUAUAAUGACAUGUUUGUACCAGACUUGAUUGUGAUUGAUUGAAAUGUUGUGUCAAAAGAAGUCGUCGGUGCUCCGCUUUCUGUCGCCGCGUGCGCACCCUCUUCGUCCCUCAGGAGAGCAUACUUUGUCACGAUUUGAAAACGCCAUAAAUAUUACUCAAAAUUCACUUCAAAAUAAAAAGGAAUGCUUUAAAAUCCAA